GGGGGGCAGCAACGCGCCGCUGCAACAACUAAGAAGAAGAAGAAGGAGGAAAACAGAAGCGCUUCAACAUGGCGGCUGACAACGAUCCGGAGUCGGAGGUGUUUGAGAUCACGGACUUUACCACCGCUUCAGAGUGGGAACGGUUUGUGUCCAGAGUAGAGGAGGUCCUGAACGAGUGGAAGCUGACUGAGAGCUACGUGGGGAAAUCGUCUCCAGGAAAGGGAGCAUUCGUCAGCGGCAGCUGGGGGGAGCAGUCGCACAACGUUCACUUUGCUGACUUCAAGUUCCACAUCACCCACCACUUCCUGAAAGAAGAAGGCCAACAGGAAGAUGGAAGGAGCGAAGAAGAGACUCUGCAACCGGCCAUGCAUGAUCUACUGUGCAUGAGCAACGACUUCCCUCCCAGAGCCCACUGUCUGGUCAGGUGGUUCGGCCUGCGGGAGUUUGUGGUGAUCAGCCCUGGAGCAAACUGUGAGGCCAUCAUCAGCGAGUCCAAAUGCAACCUGCUGCUCAGCUCCGUCUCCAUGUCGCUGACCAACAGCGGCUGUCAGGUCCCCAUGUUUGUUCAGAUCCAGCAGAAGUGGAGACGGAUUUAUGCAGGAGAGUGCCAAGGCCCGGGAGUUCGCACCGACUUUGAGAUCGUCCAUCUGCGCAAGGUGCCGAGCCAAUAUAACCACCUGUCUGGGCUCCUGGACAUCUUCAAGUCUAAAAUAGGCUGUAACCUGCUCCCUCUUCCGCCCGUCGACAUCUCCAUUCGCUACACCUACAUUCUCCAGGAUUGGCAGCAGUCUUCGUGGCCUCAGCAGCCUCCAGACUUUGAUACCCUGCUUGGAGGCGAAGUGGGAGGAGUGGAAUUUGGAAACCUUCCCUUUGGAGCCUGUGAGGAACCAAUCAGCGAACUCCACCUGGCCGCCACCUGGCCUCACCUCGUGGAGGGCAUCGUUGUGGACAACGACGUCUACAGUGACCUCGACCCCCUGGAAGCUCCUCACUGGUCGGUUCGAGUCAGGACAGCUGACAACCUUCAGUGCUUACUGGGAGACUUUAUCACCGAGUUCUUUAAGCUUUGCUGUCGGAAGGAGUCAGCAGAGGAGGUUCUGGGUCGCAGCCACGCUGAAGAAGAAGGCCCAGAAAACAGCGACAUCAGCUCUGCUUUGUCCAAACUGACGGAGCCAGCAGCGCCCGUCCCGCUCAGCAAACUGUCCGUGUCUAGCAUGGUCCACAGCGCCCGGAAGCACAUUCGCCGCCGCCGCCACAUCGACGAGUCGCCACUUAACACCGAUGUCCUCAACUCCAUUCUUCUGUUCCUCUUCCCUGAUGCUGCAGUGGAGAAGACGGACAGAGAGAAAACCACAUCGUCCAAUUCCUCCAGGAAGACGGACCAGGAGCGGAGCUCACAGGAUAACCUGUUCCUCCACCUGAAGUCGGCGCCUUCAGACAGCCUGACGUACCGCCUGGCCUUGUGUCUCUGCAUGGUCAACUACAGCUACGGCGGCCUGCCUGCCGUCACCCACCUCUGGCAGGAGUUUGUUCUGGAGCUGCGCUACCGCUGGGAAAACAACUACCUGAUCUAUGGGUUAGCAGCUGGACCUCCUGACCUUCGCUGUUGUCUUCUGCACCAGAAGCUCCAGAUGCUGAACUGCUGCAUAGAGAGGAAGAGGAGCAGAGAUGAAGCUCGUAAAGCUCAGGAGGGCAGCAGAGAGAGGGAGCGCCCGGCGUCAGGAGGACGAGCCUCCGCCUCCUCCACCAGAGAGGGCUCUGGAGGAAAGUCCUGGGACUCCUGGAGCGACAGCGAGGACGAGUUCUUUGAAUGCCUGAGUGACCAGGGGGACAUGGAGGCGUCCCAGAACGAGGGGGGGAGGGACGGCAGUAAGGGGAAAGCAGAAGGCCGUCUGCACCCCUACAACAACAUGACCCUGCUGGCGUCUGCAGAGCCGCUCUAUGUUCCCGUCACUCAGGAACCGGCGCCCAUGACGGAGGAUCAGCUGGAGGAGCAGUCGGAGGUCCUGGCUAAGUUGGGGACAUCAGCUGAAGGAACCCACCUGCGUGCUCGGAUGCAGAGCGCCUGUCUGCUCUCAGAUAUGGAGUCCUUUAAGGCGGCCAACCCCGGCUGUCUCCUGGAGGACUUUGUCCGCUGGUACUCACCCAGGGACUACGUCGAAGAAGAAGUGGUGGACGAGACGGGGCAGACGGUCCUGAGAGGAGAACUCAGCGCCCGAAUGAAAAUCCCAGGGAACAUGUGGGUGGAGGCCUGGGACUCUGCCAGAGUGACGCCUGCGCGCCGCCAGAAGAGACUGUUUGAUGACACCAAGGAGGCAGAGAAGGUGCUGCAUUAUCUGGCCAUGCUGAAGCCUGCAGACCUGGCUCAUCACCUGCUGCCCUGCAUUCUUCAUGCUGCCAUCCUGAAGCUGAAGCAGGAAGAGUCGCUGGAAAACAUCCCAUCAGUGGAAAAGAGCCUCCAACAGGCAACCAGCCAAGCUAACAAGCUGCUGCACGCCGCUAACCGGGACCACAAGAAGGUGGAGGAUUUUAUCAACCAGUUGGUUGCCAUGGAGACGGCGAUCGCUGAAGCGCGUUCGCUCCAGGCCAAGUUUGCUGUGGAUGAGGAAGAGGAUAAUGAAGGUCCGGCGGAGCUGAAGCGGUUCAUCACCUCCCUGCUGGAGGAACCGGAGGUGGAGGUGAUGGGAGCCGGACAGGCCCGGAUCGGCAGAACCAUCCACAGGCUGUUCAUCAACGCUCAGCGGGCGGCUCUUUUGGCUCCAGCGGACGACGAUCUGGAAGCAGAAGAAAGCAGGAAGGUUCCAGACUUCCCACCUCCUGCGGGUCGGGAGGUUCUGCUGCGGACCUGCGUUCCCCGACCAGCGCCGUACUCCAAGGCUCUGCCCCAGCGACUGUUCUGCGUUCUGAUGAAAGACGAGUUCAGACUGGCGGGCGCCUUUUCUGCAGACACCUCCUUCUUCUAACGUCCGUCUCUCUGGGCGUGUUGCACCUUCUACUGCUUUAACGGGCCGCUGUCGGUCCGGAUGGACCUUGUUGGUUUUAGGAUGAAGUUUUUAUCUUUAGUCGUGGUUCCAGCCUUGGCUCUCAUAAAACGGUUCGGAUCGGAACCGGACCUUCCUUCCAUAUUCAGAUUUAUUUAAGACCAAACCGAGUCAGAGACGAGAUCCUCGAAGUGGAGCGUUAAGGUCAGCCUCAUGUUCUGGUUCUCCAGACGGGAUGUUGGUGGAAUAGAGACUGUGAGCAAACCUGGAGGAGAUGCUACUGAACCCUGAGCUGUAAAACUGACAUCAAAAUAAAACUGAAAUAAAAACCAAAAGUGA
This is a messenger RNA of Cyprinodon tularosa, 3320 nucleotides long. RefSeq names its product RAB3 GTPase activating protein subunit 1 (gene rab3gap1). Lineage: Eukaryota; Metazoa; Chordata; Actinopteri; Cyprinodontiformes; Cyprinodontidae. The transcript has 24 exons. The record is from RefSeq and is a predicted model, not a curated record. Gene Ontology annotation, molecular function: GTPase activator activity. Gene Ontology annotation, biological process: positive regulation of GTPase activity. The coding region runs from base 69 to 2963 and encodes 964 amino acids.